This is a messenger RNA of Heteronotia binoei (common prickly gecko), 4323 nucleotides long. RefSeq lists its product as uncharacterized. The transcript has 2 exons. The coding region runs from base 1 to 4323 and encodes 1440 amino acids. Lineage: Eukaryota; Metazoa; Chordata; Lepidosauria; Squamata; Gekkonidae. Gene Ontology annotation, molecular function: nucleic acid binding; RNA-DNA hybrid ribonuclease activity; aspartic-type endopeptidase activity. Gene Ontology annotation, biological process: virion assembly; proteolysis; DNA integration. The record is from RefSeq and is a predicted model, not a curated record.
AUGCCACUGCGGCAGGUCCAGACGCCUCAGUUUCUGGGAGCAAACGGGCAGGUGCAGGGAGGUCAGAGCUGCUACCUUUAUACUCCCUUCUCCUCUGCUGACCUUCUUAAUUGGAAAACUCAUGUGGCCUCCUACACCGAGAAGCCAGAAGCCCUUACAAAUCUCCUGACUAGCAUAAUGGGGACUCACAGCCCAACGUAUUUGGACUGUCAGCAGCUUUUCUUGACCCUCUUCACAACGGAGGAGCGCCAACGCAUUCUUAGAGCUGCCAAAAAGAAGGCCGAAGAGGCCACCCCCGCUGAUGUGGCAAACCGCGCCCAAUGGCUAGCGGAGAGUUUCCCAGAGACUGACCCUAGUUGGGACGCAAACAACACAGACCAUAUGAGACUGUUGAGGGCUUACAGAGGCUACCUUAUAGCUGGGAUGCAGGAGGCAGCCAAGAAAGCCACCAACAUGAGCAAAAUCGGGGAGGUUCUGCAGAAGCCAGAUGAGGCCCCAGGAGCUUUCCUUGAGCGGCUGUAUGAGGCUUACCGAUUGUAUUCACCUUUCGACCCAGAGGCGGCCGAAAAUCAGCGGAUGGUAAACUGCGCGUUUGUGAGCCAGGCCGCAUCAGACAUUAAACGAAAGCUGCAGAAGCAGGAAGGGUUUGCAGGCAUGAACAUUACCCAGUUAUUAGAAAUAGCCCAAAAGGUGUUUGUGAAUCGAGAACAAGAGGCCAGACCGGGUUCCCUAUCGCUUGGCCCCGGGGAACCCAUGGUCAAGACCAAGGUGGGGGGCCGUGAUCUAUCGUUCAUGAUUGAUACCGGGGCUGAAUUCUCAGUCGUUAACACGCAGGUGGCGCCCACCACCAGACAGACUGUGCCCAUUGCGGGGGCCACUGGAAAGACAGGCCCAAGACCUUUCCUGCAAGACCGUAUUUGUGACCUGGGAACCCACCUUGUCCAGCAUAGAUUUCUGUAUGUCCCUGAGUGCCCCCUCCCAUUGUUGGGGCGAGACCUACUAUCCAAGCUAAGAGCAGCCAUCUACUUCGAGGAAGAUGGGCAGGCCAGUGUGGAUUUCCGGGCUAAGCCCACUGGUGUCUUUGUGCUCACCUGCCCUCUGGAGGAGGAAUGGCGACUCUUCCAGGCGUCCCCAGAGAAAAGCUUGUCGGAUCAGUGGGCUUCCAUCAUUCCAGGAGUUUGGGCGGAGGACAAUCCGCCAGGCCUAGCCCGAAAUCACGCCCCCAUUGUCAUUGAACUUCAACCAGGCAUACAGCCUGUUCGCCUGCGGCAGUACCCCAUCCCCUGGAAGGCCAUAGAAGGCAUUCAAAAACAUUUGGACAGACUAUUAAAAUAUGGCAUCCUUAAAGAGUGCCAAAGCCCCUGGAACACCCCAUUGCUCCCAGUUCAGAAGCCCGGUACUGGCGAGUUUCGGCCUUGCCAGGACUUGCGAGCAGUGAAUAAAAAGACAGUGACUCUUCAUCCGGUGGUACCAAACCCUUAUGUUCUGCUGGGAUUGGUGCCACAACAGGCUGACUAUUUCUCGGUCUUGGACCUAAAAGAUGCCUUCUUUUGUUUGCGAAUUGCCCCAGUGAGUCAGCCCAUCUUUGCGUUCCAGUGGCAGGAGCAAGGCACUGGAAGAAGGCUCCAAUACACUUGGACGCGCCUUCCUCAAGGGUUCAAAAACAGCCCCACUUUGUUUUCUAAUGCGUUGGCACAAGACCUGCAGGACUUCGAUGCGGUCCCGGGCGAGUGUGUCCUAAUUCAGUAUGCUGAUGACUUGCUCAUAGCUGCACGGGGACAGGAACGCUGCUACCAGGCAACCCUCGAGCUUCUAGAAUUGCUGUGGAGAGCAGGGUAUAAAGUCUCAAGAAAGAAGGCCCAACUAUGUCAAGCCCAAGUGAAGUAUUUGGGGUUCCACGUAUCCCAAGGGACUCGCACGUUGGGCCGAGAAAGGAAGGAGGCUGUCUGUGCCCUGCCAGAGCCCACAUCAAGACGGCAAGUUCGGGAGUUUCUGGGAGCAGCAGGAUUCUGUCGGGUGUGGAUCCCAAAUUUCGCCUUGAUUGCCAAGCCCCUGUAUGAAGCUACAAGAGGGGGAGAGCGGGACCCGUUCCUGUGGACAGAAGAGCAGAAGAACGCCUUCAAGGAAUUGAAGCGGCUACUGAUGGAAGCUCCCGCCUUAGGGUUACCAGAUGUGGAAAAACCCUUCACCUUCUUCGUUCAUGAAAGGCAGGGAGUGGAGAUUGGUGUUUUAACUCAAGCCCUAGGUUCCUGGCAGCACCCCGUAGCCUAUCUCUCAAAGCAACUAGAUUCGGUCGCUAAGGGCUGGCCAGGCUGCAUCCGAGCUGUCACUGCGACCGCAGAACUCAUCAAGGAAGCCGACAAGCUGACCCUAGGGCACGAGCUUGAGGUGCAGGUGCCCCACGCUGUCCUGACCCUGAUGGACUACAAAGGUAACUACUGGUUCACAAACAGCCGGAUGACAAAGUACCAAGCCAUGAUGUGUGAAAACCCACGAAUCCGAUUGACUGUCACCGGAGCUUUGAACCCCGCAUCCUUGCUUCCCAUCAGCGAUCAGCCUGUGGAACACGAUUGCAUCCAGACCAUGGACGAGAUCUAUUCCAGCCGACCCGACUUAACGGACAAUCCCCUGUCCGAUCCGGAUGUUGAAUACUACACGGAUGGAAGCAGUUUCAUGCAGGGCGAGCAUCGCUAUGCUGGAUAUGUGGUCGUUACCUGCCAGAAAACUGUGGAAGCACGACCCUUGCCCCCAGGAACAUCUGCCCAGAAGGCCGAAUUGAUCGCCCUGACCCGCGCAUUGGAAUUGGCAGAAGGAGUGACUGCAAACAUCUACACCGAUUCCAAGUAUGCCUUUUUGACCUUGCACGCCCAUGGAGCACUAUACAAGGAAAAAGGACUUAUAAAUGCCGCAGGGAAGGCCAUCCAGUACGGUCCGGAAAUUUUAAAAUUAUUAGAGGCCGUUUGGGCCCCACGAAAGGUCGCCGUAAUGCACUGCCGGGCUCAUCAAAAACCCCUCAGUCCUGUAAGUAUGGGAAACCGAAAAGCCGAUGAGGCUGCCAAAUGGGCAGCAACCCAAGGAGUCGAGCAGAAUUGGGAGACUCCCGUUUGCCCCAUAUUCCAGGUUAAGUUAUCUGAGUGGAGCCCCCGAUAUAGCAAAGCUGAGGACGCGUGGGCUGAGGCCCAAGGGGCUCCCAAAACCCGAGUACAAGGAUGGAUUCAGCUACCUGAUAAUAGGCUGUUCGUACCUGAAUCCCUAGCAUGGCCCCUUGUGUUACAGGCUCAUGAUGGAACUCAUUUUGGGAAAACUGCCUUGGCAGAACUACUAGAUAGGCAAGUGUAUGUUUCAAAAUUGCAUAGUUUGUGCGAAAAGGCUGCCCUUCGGUGUGUUUCUUGUGCCCAAAAUAACCCAAGGCAGGGUCCAAAUCGUCCCCCAGGUAUACAGCACAUAGGGACAACCCCCUUUGAAUCUAUUAUCACUGAUUUUACAGAAAUGCCUCGUGCAGGUUGUUGGAAAUACUUGCUUGUAUUUGUGUGUACUUAUUCUAAUUGGAUUGAAGCCUUUCCAACAAGAACGGAAAAGGCGGCAGAGGUGGUGAAACAUUUGUUAAAAAGCAUUCUCCCCUUCUGGGGGCUACCAGUAAUGAUUUCCUCUGAUAACGGACCGGCGUUUGUUCAUAAAGUGGUGCAGGAGGUGUCACGGGUGCUGCACAUUAACUGGAAGCUGCACGCAGCCUAUAGACCACAGUCUUCAGGAAAAUGUGAACGAGCCAAUAGGUCUAUAAAAGCUCAGCUUUCUAAAUUGUGCCAAGAAACUAGUCUGAAGUGGCCAGACGCAUUGCCCAUUGCCUUGUUCAGAUUGCGGUGCCUGCCCAAGAAGGAGCUAAAGGUUAGCCCAUAUGAGGUGGUCUUUGGCCGACCACCACCCAUUGUAAAAGGGAUAAAAGGGGACCCAGCCCAGAUUGGGAAUCUUGUCUGGUUCCAGGAGAUACAGUCACUGGGAAAAGCAAUGAAUGAUGUAUCUAAAUAUGUGUUAGAGACUCUCCCCUUGCAGGUCCAUAAUCCGGUCCACCCGUUCCAACCCGGGGACUCCGUCUGGGUAAAGAUUUGGAGAGCCCAGCCGCUCCAGCCACGGUGGAAAGGCCCGUUCACUGUUUUACUUUCUACCCCAACUGCAGUUAAGGUCCAAGGACUGCCCAGGUGGAUCCAUUGGAUGCAUCUGAAGCGGGCGGCCACUGACUGGCAGGUGCAGCAGAUCCCCGGGGACGGGUUGCGACUGAAGUUUACCCGAAGAAACCGUCCUCUGGACCUCACUCACCGGAAGUAG